Mytilus californianus (California mussel) is the source of this 5037-nucleotide messenger RNA. RefSeq lists its product as uncharacterized. NCBI's taxonomy places the organism in Eukaryota, Metazoa, Mollusca, Bivalvia, Mytilida, Mytilidae. Gene Ontology annotation, biological process: iron ion transport. Gene Ontology annotation, cellular component: plasma membrane. The transcript is spliced from 2 exons. The record is from RefSeq and is a predicted model, not a curated record. The coding region runs from base 9 to 2141 and encodes 710 amino acids. Gene Ontology annotation, molecular function: oxidoreductase activity; copper ion binding.
GAAGAGCGAUGCAGCAAUUACUUCCUAUGGUUUUCGUUUUAAUAUUGAUUGGAAGUAUUGAUGUCAAGUGUCAAGAUCCUAACGACAAAUGGUGGAAUAUUCUGAUGACACAAGGGUUAGCUUGUAGAAAUGACACUUGCAGAAGAAAUGAUGCGACAUGCGAAUGCUAUCUAACAAUAGAACACAGGUUAACCAUGAUGAACGAAAAAGACAGGAUCUUACUUGUGCCUUCCAGAGGAAGAUUUCGGCCAUUCAACGACUUAAAUAAUGAGUAUAGCGAGGACGAAGAGAAGGAAUUUAUCGCUGGAGACGGAUACGGAUCUCGUAUGGUAAUAGCUGUCAAUCGCCGGUUUCCGGGUCCUCAAAUUACAGCAUACGAGAAUCAAAAUAUAAUUGUACACAUGCGAAAUUUAAUGCACACCGAUAGUACAACAGUUCACUUUCAUGGUUUACACCAAAAACGAACCCCUUGGUCGGAUGGUGUCGCUUUUGUUACACAAUGUCCAAUCCUUCCCGGACAAAUUUACACAUAUUCAUUUUAUGCUAAGCCAUUUGGAACAAGUUUUUACCAUGCACAUAUUGGAGAUCAGCGAAGUGCAGGACUUUAUGGACCACUUGUUAUCAUACCAUUAUCAUCGAUAAAUAUAUCAACACCACAGGAUGAUAAUAAUGGCAAAGUAUACACAGUUGCUAUUCAGGACUGGAAUCACUUUGAUGACCCGGAAACAUUGUACCAACGGAUGCUUUUUGGUACAUUUGACCUUCAAGAAAAUAAACAAAUUGAUACCACAUCUGAUAUAUCUGGAGCUAAAUUUAGUCGUUUUCACUGUCAUUCUGGCAUAAUAAAUGGAAAAGGUAGGUUUUACAAUACAUUGACGACACACAACCAAGCGCCUCUGACAAAGUACGAUGUCCAACCGAAUACAGAUUAUCGGUUCAGAGUCAUAGGUGCAGCCACUUUGUAUCCUUUUCGUGUCUAUAUUCAAGGUCAUAAAUCAAUUCGUAUAGUUGCCUCUGAUGGAUUUGAAAUCGAACCGAUUGAAGUGGAAUCCUUGAUUAUACACCCAGGAGAAAGAAUUGAUUUUAUUUUGAGAACGGACCAGGCUUCAAGUAAUUAUUUGUUAGUGGCGGAAACUUUAGAAGUAGAACCAGUCUCUUUGAAUCAGUAUCACGCAGCCGAAGCCAUUAUACAUUAUACUGACGCACAGCCAAAUCUGAAUCCACCUAAGGGAUCACCAAAUAGUUGCUCACAGCAAAAUAAAUGUAAGAUCUUUAAUUGCCCAUACAUAUAUUAUCCACAAAAUCAAAACAGAAUAUGCCUGACCUGGAAUGAUGCCAAAACAAUAGAUCCAAAUUCAAAUAUUGACGAAGUUAAAGGAGUGGCAAUAGAACGAUUUUAUAAUUUUGCUUUUCCGGGGGAGAAUGGUUAUACACCAGGGUCAGUAAAUGGGCAUCAAUUCCUACCCCCAACUGUAGCAGCAUACGCCGAAUGGGAUAAGGUUGAGCAAAACUGUGGUGAAUGUAGCGAAUCAAGUAUCUGUGAAUGUACAUACUACGACAAAAUAGAUAGAGGUAAUAAUAAUCAAGUCUAUCAAUUUGUUAUGACAAACAUUGGUAAUGGAGACGGAUGGUCACAUCCUAUUCAUUUACAUGGUCAUUCUUUUUACGUCAUGAAAAUGGGUUUUGCCUCUUACGAACCAUCUACUGGUAAAUUAAUACCAAAUAUGGGGCAGGAUCAACAAGAUAUCAUAUGUAACGAUGGAAAAAAUUUCUGUUACAAAGCACAGUGGCGAAAUUCGUCAUGGUCAAAUGGAAAUCAUCCUACUCUAAAUUGGGACAAUCCACCACAAAAAGAUACAAUAAUUGUCCCGACAGGCGCAUAUGUCGUCGUCCGAUUUAAGGCAGAUAAUCCAGGUCUCUGGUUUUUCCACUGUCACAUAGACGUUCACAACACCAAUGGUAUGGGAAUGAUGAUCAACGAAUCUCCUGGGUAUCAUCAAAAAGUACCAGAUGACUUCCCGCGGUGCAAGAGUUAUAUCGUAAAUAACGGUGAUGUUUCAGGAUGUGAUACUGUUACAUCAACAUUCGCCUUUACACUGUCCUUGGUGAUAGCUGUGUCUUUUAUCUCUGACAUUGUAUAGUUUUGCAUAUAAACUUAUUUAGAUGUGAAAAGGUUAGUUACACAAAGAUAAUUUAGGAAAGAUAUACCUAACUCACCGAAUUAUUGAAAUUUAUGUUGAUAAGAUUGAUUGUGUUACUAUAACAUUAUACAAAGAGACUAUGCAUAAAGUGUAACAAUUUAAAAGGGUAUUCUCCAUGCAUUUCAUAUAGAUCUGCACGCAUAUUGCAUGCAUUAGGAGUUCCAAAUAUAAAUAUGCAAAGCCUAAACUACAAGUAUAUCUAAGAAAUGGGGUAAAUUCAAACAAAGAUCAUCAUUGUAAUAUCGUUGAUAUGCACACAAGAGCAAGCUGUUUCGCUUGUUUGUUGUACUGUUCAACGUGUUUGAAAAUAAUUUUAUUUUAAUGAUCAGACAAUGUUAUAUAUGUUUUCCACUGUUUAUAUUUGUAUAUAAUUUUAUAACUAUUACUUGUCAAAGAUGCUUUUUGUAUUUAUCUAUAUGCAAUGCUUGAAAUUAUUUGAAGACUGCGCCAACUAGGUAAAACAUGUACUAAUAUUAUAUAUCAAACGUAUCAAUACGCACUUUCUUAUUGUUAAUUCUGUAGAUAAUAUUUACGAUUUGCUUAUUUUUGGUAGUUUUCAAAGUCUCUCCUAGAGAUUUAAAUUUUUUUGAUAUUAAAAUGUACUUACGCCGUCGGAAUUCAAAGAUGGACUUUAUGUAUAAAAAUGCAUGAUGUUAAUAGUGUUAACUAGUGCAUUGCACUUCCUUAUAAGUUGUUUUACAAUAAUUAUGAUUUUCCUUAGUGAUAGUUCACUGUAUAAGCCAUUUUGUUUUUCUUGAAAUCACUCUGUGCAAUGAGUUCAAUACAUCAAAUAUGUAACUUCUUUCAGUUCCAGAUUUCGUAAACGUGAAACAGUAACUACAUCAUAGUAAAGCUCUUUUUUCUUUCUUUUUUUUGUGGCAUACUUAUUAAUGUAAUGGUUACACCAAUACGCACGAGCUAAGAGUUAUCUUUAAACCACAUAUUAUUUAGGCGCAUCUAUGUUCCAGGAACUUACAUUGCAGAUUAAUUCAUUAGAUCAACAUCUGCCUCCUUUCUCUAUUCAAUGAUAAAUCUGGAGUUGUGUGUCAAAUGAUAAAUGUUCAUUGCAAUAUAUAACUGUUUGGAAGGCCUAUAUGGACAUCUAUCACAAUUUCUGACCCUAUCUAAUACAUCUUCAUAUUUCAGUGCCAUUACAAAUCUCGAUCGUGCUACUAUUUAGGAGAUAGCUGUAUUGUAUAUUUGAAGCUUUGCGGACGUUCAUCGGUAGUUUUACUGUCGCAAAUUGAGUUUACCUGACGACGCAAAGCAGAGACAGGUAAACGGAUAGUUGCGACAGUACAGUCUUUUUUUCAAAAACAGUUUGAAAAUUGUCAGAUAUUUUUAUUCUUCUUUAACAAAUGCAAAUAAUCACCUCUCUCUGAAUUUCGUUUAAAACAGGUUUUCUUAAUGAUAGCCAAGCCGUUCCUCCUUUCGCUUAACACAGGUUUUCUUAAUGAUAACCAAGCCGUUCCUCCAAACGAGUUACAACAAAUUACAUUUUAUGACUUUUAAGAAAGUUAAAGAAAAUCUGUGUAAAAGUUGACAUAGUUGAUAUAUUGCAUUUGCUAUACCAAUCAGGUCCUCUUUUCACGAUUAUGACAAAGCAUAUAACAUCAUUUAUUCUCAGGCUUUUCAUGAGGAACACUUUGGGUGCGUCUAAUGGAGGUAACACUUUUCGGAGCAACUGCAAUUACCAUGUAUGUGGCGGGAUUUCAGCUGAUCAAUCUCUAGUUUUCUUUGUAGAAACCUACGAAUGACUGGGGCAUAUAUAUAUACAUGUAUCAUCAUCAAUGGACUUGUCCUGUGCGCCAGUAAAACCAAUCAUCAAGAGGGGUGUACCUUUAGCUGAGUGGAAUGUAUAAAUACACAGUCACGUUUGAUCAGAAUCGUUGGAUCGGUGGUCUCGUCUAGAAGACGAUUACUUAGAAAUAAGAAGAUGUGGUAUGAGUGCCAAUGAGACAACUCUCCAUCCAAAUCACAAUGUGUAAAUAAGAAGAUGUGGUAUGAGUGCCAAUGAGACAACUCUCCAUCCAAGUCACAAUGUGUAAAUAAGAAGAUGUGGUAUGAGUGCCAAUGAGACAACUCUCCAUCCAAGUCACAAUGUGUAAAUAAGAAGAUGUGGUAUGAGUGCCAAUGAGACAACUCUCCAUCCAAGUCACAAUGUGUAAAUAAGAAGAUGUGGUAUGAGUGCCAAUGAGACAACUCUCCAUCCAAGUCACAAUGUGUAAAUAAGAAGAUGUGGUAUGAGUGCCAAUGAGACAACUCUCCAUCCAAGUCACAAUGUGUAAAAUAAGAAUAAGAAUAUGAAUAAGAACCUUGUAGUAACUCUAUGAUGAUCAUUAGUAGAUCUGUUUCAAGGCACAAUUUCUGACCCUAUCUAAUACAUCUUCAUAUUUCAGUUCCAUUACCAAUCUCGAUCGUACUACUAUUUAGGAGAUAACUGUAUUGUAUAUUUGAAGCUUUGCGGACGUUCAUCGGUAGUUUUACUGUCGCAAAUUGAGUUUACCUGGAGACGCAAAGCAGAGACAGGUAAACGGAUAGUUGCGACAGUAAAUCUACCAAUGGACGUCCGCAAAGCCUCAAAUACAAUACAAUACAGUUAUCUAUAGUCUAAUGCAAAUAAAAAAAUCAUUAAAUUUUAGUCACCAUUUCGGUAAAAAAUUUUCAUUAAAGAAAAAUUCAGCAAAAUGUUGUUUACUUAUCUUCUCUGGCACCCAAACUAGGUGAAGUCAUGUGUAUGCUUCUGGUGUCAAACACCUGGCGUUUUUUUUUUAUUCUUGUCAGUGACAAAAUGUAAUAAAAUUAUAUAAAAAUUAAGAUUUCUAGGUGCAAAAUU